GCGCGCUGUCACAAUGUGGGCGCGGGCAUACGUAGGAAAUUCGGCGCGCGAAAGCUGUAGCAGGAAGUGAGAGCAGCACGGCGGCCAGUCCGGGAUUUCAAAUCAUCAAACUACUUCCAUAAUCUACAAACAUCUACAUUAAUAUGGCAGACCCGAAGGAACAGGAUGACCAUGAAACCACUGUAGAGGACUCUAACCAUGAUCCCCACUUUGAGCCCAUUGUGUCCCUUCCCGAGCAGGAUGUGAAAACAUUAGAAGAAGAUGAGGAGGAACUCUUUAAAAUGCGGGCUAAACUCUAUCGUUUUGCCUCUGAGAACGACCCACCAGAGUGGAAAGAGAGAGGAACCGGUGAUGUCAAGCUGCUGAAACACAAAGAGAAGGGCACAAUCCGCCUCCUGAUGAGGAGAGACCGAACCCUGAAGAUUUGUGCAAAUCAUCACAUUACAACUGCGAUGGAGCUGAAGCCUAAUGCUGGCAGUGACAGGGCAUGGGUGUGGAACACACUAGCAGAUUAUGCUGAUGAGUGCCCCAAACCUGAACUCCUGGCAAUACGCUUUUUAAAUGCAGAAAAUGCGCAGAAGUUCAAGGUGAAGUUUGAUGAGUGCAAGGAUGAGAUCAGAAAGUCUCUAGAGGGAACAAGCAACACUGAUAGUGCAAACAAAGUUGCAGAGAAGUUGGAGGAACUCUCUGUAAAGGACAAGGCUUCAGAAGGAAAAAAAGAAGAGGACAAAAAGGAGACAGAGAAGAAAGAAGAUGAGAAAAAGGAGGUGAAGGCUGAGGAGAAGAAUUGAGAACCAAGAACUUGCUUUGCUGAUCUUCAAUUUAUCAGUUUUUCCUCCUUUUCUACAAUAGACUCUAAAUGAACUGAAUUUGGACACUUGCAUAUUAUUAGUUGUUUUUUUUAUUAUCUGUUUUGCCUCAAGAUCACAAGUCCUUGAAGCCACUGAGGAAAAAAUACAAGAUCAUGAAUUUACGAAGAAAAAAAAGCCCUUUCCCUUCCACCCCCUUUCCUUCUGCACCAUGGAAUGCCACGCUUUCCAUCCUCGUCAUCUACAGUUCAAUUUUACUUUUGACAAACUGUGAAAAGAGGCUUGUGAUAGUGAUAAUUCCCACAUUGGGGUUUUUUGUUUUGUUUUUGUUAUUCUGAAGCAGAGUUUGUUUUUAGGGAGAGGAAAAUGUAGCCUGCUUGCUAGCAGCACGGGGUCAGAGAAAAGGCAUUAUGGAGGUGCAUUAUAAAUGUAAUAUCCCAUAAUGCAACUCAGUGGACCUUCUAACCCUGUCCACUGUCCAUGCUUCCACAAAUAGAAACAUCAUUUAAGGUGAAGACUUGUCAGUGGAUGCCUUGUAGAAGUAGUUGUUUCUUGGUUCCUUCUUGCAUCAGUUCUGUUGGGACUGAUUAAAGAGAAAUCCACUCCACACAGUUGAGGGCCAUCGGAUGUGUGCUGCACAUCGCAGCGAUAACUGAUAGAUCAGAUGCACUUAGCUAAGCAUUUCUUUCUUCUUUUUUUCUCCUUUUGAUUUAAAAAAUGUGAAAACCAUUAAGUCCAAAGUCAACGGUUCAUCAUGCUCUAACUUAAGGUAUUCACCAGGAAAUCGAGUUUGUAUUCUGUAGAUCAUAACAUUCCCAGACUUAAAGCAUGUAGAGUAUACAGUAUGUAACAGAGUGUGCCCUAUCUGAUCUGUGUGCUCACCACCUCUCCUUUUCUUUCCACUAAUUGAGUUCUUAACCUUGCCUCUAAAGCGCAUCUAAGUGCCAGUGCAUCUGUAAAUACAUGUAUAUGGAUGAAAUGUUACUAUUCAUUUGCACUCAAAUGAUUCAAGAUGUUUCCUCCACCUUCGAAUAAAAGCUGUCAAAGACCACAUGUUUGCAUUCGUAUAAAAGUCACUUGAUUCCUUGGAUUGCAGAUGCUAAAAUGUACAAUUAUAAACAAUACUGCUCUAUGGGACUGCAACUACAUCCUCAUUGUCAAGCUUGAUAAUGUCUGAAAAUGGUUUGAGGAAGAAAAAAAGCCAAAGACGAUGUCGUCAGAUGUCAUGCUUUUUCCACAACUAAAAAAUAUUAAGUGAAUUGUUAGAGUAAAUAAACUGCAAAUAUUCA
Acanthopagrus latus (yellowfin seabream) is the source of this 2098-nucleotide messenger RNA. It is a transcript of the gene ranbp1, whose product is annotated as RAN binding protein 1. Gene Ontology annotation, molecular function: GTPase activator activity. The coding region runs from base 144 to 791 and encodes 215 amino acids. The transcript has 6 exons. NCBI's taxonomy places the organism in Eukaryota, Metazoa, Chordata, Actinopteri, Spariformes, Sparidae. Gene Ontology annotation, biological process: nucleocytoplasmic transport; positive regulation of mitotic centrosome separation. The record is from RefSeq and is a predicted model, not a curated record. Gene Ontology annotation, cellular component: cytoplasm; centrosome; nuclear pore.